Molecule: messenger RNA, 1979 nt
Organism: Brassicogethes aeneus
Lineage: Eukaryota; Metazoa; Arthropoda; Insecta; Coleoptera; Nitidulidae
Source: the annotation of a GenBank genome assembly
UAGUAACAUAUAGGAUUUUUACAAAGUCGUUUAUCUAUUGACCCCAAGUUUGUAAUUUAUUGUGUUUUAGAUAUUAUUAAAGGAACGUCACAAAUUUUUAGUGGGGCGUUUUGAUACAAAUCAAAUAACAAUAGAUCUGAUGAAAUUAAUGUAGUUUAAUCUGCCCCUAUAUCGUGAUUAUUUGUGUUUUGACUGUUGAAGAUGGAGGGUGGACCGAACAUACAGGAUGUGGCUGAACAGAGUGAAGAAACCCAUGAAGAAGUUCCAAGGGGGUGUUGUAACUUUUUCUGUCACCCCCUUAGGGGGGCACACAGAUUUAUUGUUUUAAUUUUUUUGUGUUUUCUUGGAUUUGGUUCCUAUUUUUGUUAUGACAAUCCUGCAGCUUUAAAGACAAAUAUGAUGAAAGAUCUCAACCUAAAUGAUAUUCAGUAUGGACUUCUAUAUUCCUUGUACUCCUGGCCCAAUGUUUUUAUGUGUUUUAUUGGUGGAUAUUUAAUUGAUAGAGUUUUUGGUAUAAGAUUGGGCACAAAUAUUUUCAUGGGGCUCACAUUUUUGGGGCAAAUUAUUUUUGCUGGAGCCACAUACAUGAACAUAUUCUGGCUUAUGCUUGUUGGUAGAUUUAUUUUUGGCAUUGGGGCUGAAUCUCUAGCCGUGGGUCAAAAUAAUUAUGCAGUGCAAUGGUUUAAAGGCAAAGAAUUGAACAUGGUUUUCGGGCUUCAACUAAGUUUUGCCAGAAUUGGCAGCACUGUAAAUUUUAAAGUGAUGGAUGGCAUUUACAACUGGGUUAAUGAAAAAUACACUGGGCCCCAGGGAAUGGGGAUUGUUUUGUUUAUAGCUACUUCAACAUGCGUUUUAUCGAUGGUAUGCUCUUUGGUGGUGGGGGUAUUCGACAAACGCGCAGAAAAAAUCUUAAACAGAGACGCAUCGCGUGGCGGCGAGGUUGUCAGAUUGACCGACGUGUUCACCUUUAAACCGGCAUUUUGGUUCGUGUGCGUCAUCUGCGUCGCAUACUACGUUGCCAUAUUUCCCUUCAUCUCUUUCGUACAGGACUUUUUCAUGUCAAAAUUCCAUUUAACCAAGGAUGAAGCCAAUUCUGUGGCUAGUAUAGUUUAUUUAAUUUCUGGUUUUGCUUCCCCAGUACUUGGUUUUUGCAUUGAUAAAACUGGAAGAAAUAUUAUUUUUAUAGUAACAGCUAUUUGUGCAACAAUAGUAGCUCAUUCUCUUAUUGCAUGGAGUACUUUUAAUCCAUAUUAUGGAAUGUGCCUUAUGGGAAUUGCUUAUUCAGCAUUGGCCAGUAGUUUAUGGCCUUUGGUUUCACUUAUCAUUCCCGAAUAUCAACUGGGAACUGCAUAUGGAGUAUGCCAAGCAAUUCAAAAUUUGGGAUUGGCUGUGAUGUCAAUUGUAGCAGGUGCUAUCAUACAUAAUUAUGACUUCGAGAGGCUGGAGUUUUUCUUCAUUGGCUGUUUGUUGGUUGCUCUAUUGGCUACCAUGGCUCUGUUUACCUACGAUAUCGUCACCAAAGGAGUUUUAAACAUGACGCCGAAACAAAGGCAAAGAUUACUAGACACAAACGUUCCUGAAAUAGUAAAUGGUGCUGGAGCAUCAGAUUCGACAGAAAAUUUAGUUGACGAUAAAGAAUAUCAUGUGAGACACAGUAAUCCACCAACCAGGGGGGAUUAAACUAGGUAAUAAUAAAUAAUUAGGUAAUUAAAUGUGAUGACGUGAUAAUAACAAAUUAAGACUAAAAUAUGUUAUAUCAUAUUUAGUUUAUAGAGUAGGUAGAUUUUAAUUAAUUUGAUAUAAAUGCAAUGAAGACUAUAAAGUGUACUUAUUAGUUCACACCAGAUACUGUUACCGUCUUUUUAUUUAGAGUUUAUUUUUAAGUUAAUUUUGUACAUAUAAAAAUAAUAAUAAAAAUGUAUACAAUUAUUUUAAUUAGCAAAUUAAUUUUCAUGAUGGAGAAUAUUAUUAAACCAUGC